CCGAAGGAAGCGCAGCCCGCCGGCCAGGGACGCCGCAAGCCAGUUAAGCCGAGCCCAGCCGAGCCGGACGUGCCUGGCUCUGCAGGCAGCGAGUGGCCCGGGGGCAGCAGGUGGUUCGGUACCCUCCGGCCUCCCCAGCAAGAGCGGGAGCAUCCAGCGGUCCGGAGCAUCGCUCUCCAUCCUCACGUCCGCAUCGGGGGGGACCAGCGCGGUCCUGCAUCCCCGCAUCCCUCUCUCGGCAGCUGCGGCAGCAGCAGCAGCAUCUCGGAGCCUCCUGGCACAGCCGCGGGAAGGACGACGCGCGCUCCGGCUGGCAGCAUCUUGCACCCCUCGAGGGCCAGCAGCCCCCGUCCCGUACUCGGCGCUCGCCUCCCUGCCCCGGCUGCUGGGGAGCCCCUGCCCCGCUUGCCCCCCGCUGCCCCCCAUCUCCUUUCGCGCCUCGCCGAGGCCCCCCCACAGCAGCCAAGACGCCGCGGGCGGUGCUCCGAGUGAAGAAUGGGGCGUCGAAGCUGGCCAAGCCGCAGGCGGCGGCUCCCGAAGCCCCCGGGGCCGCCCCGGGCUCCGGGCUGUUCAUGGAGCGCUCGCAGAGCCGCCUCAGCCUGUCCGCCUCCUUCGAAGCCCUGGCCAUCUACUUCCCCUGCAUGAACAGCUUCGACGAGGAAGACACCGAAGAUGGCAGGAAACUCAAGGGUGCCAUCCAGCGGAGCACAGAAACAGGCUUGGCUGUGGAGAUGCCAAGCCGAACGAUCCGGCAAGCCAGCCAUGAGUCCAUCGAGGACAGUAUGAACAGCUACGGGUCUGAAGGAAACUUGAAUUUCAAUGGUGUCCAUCUGGCAUCUGCUGGCCAGUUCAGUGACUUCCUGGGAAGCAUGGGGCCGGCCCAAUUCGUUGGCCGUCAAACCUUGGCCACCACCUCCAUGGGGGAUGUGGAAAUUGGAUUGCAAGAACGAAAUGGACAAUUGGAAGUGGAUAUAAUUCAAGCCCGAGGAUUGACCCCCAAGCCUGGUUCCAAAACCCUCCCAGCUGCUUACAUCAAGGCCUAUCUUCUAGAAAACGGGGUGUGCAUUGCAAAGAAGAAGACCAAAGUGGCUCGAAAAUCUUUGGACCCCCUGUACAAUCAAGUAUUACUGUUCCCAGAGAGUCCACAAGGCAAAGUACUACAGGUCAUCGUCUGGGGCAACUACGGACGCAUGGAACGCAAACACUUCAUGGGAGUUGCCCGGGUUCUUUUAGAAGAACUGGAUUUGUCAACGUUGGCAGUGGGCUGGUAUAAGCUUUUCCCCACUUCCUCGAUGGUGGAUCCCGCUACCGCCCCACUCCUGCGCCAGUCUUCACAGCUUUCCUUGGAGAGCACGGUUGGACCUUGCUGCGACAGGUCUUAAUGAGCCAGGAAGAACCAAAGGGACCGCUUCUGUUUUUAAAAUCAUGCUGUCAAGGUUUUGUUUGCUGGAACACUGACCUCAGGCGCGUUGCAUCUUAGAUCAUCCUUGGAGGAUCCUGAAGGCGAAGGAGAGCAAGUGACCUUGGGCAGCAGCCGAGAUAGGCGCCAAUGACCCUUCUCCAUUCAAGUAGGAAGUGCUGCGGGACACCAGUCCUGAUUAUGAAACAACACACACACACAUACACACACAAGACACGCCUACUGUUUCACUUUCCCUCCGCUGACAACCCAUCCAUAUUCUCUUGCUUUGGAAUAAUGUAAAAUCUCAAAAAGUUGCAGCAUCUUUUUUUAACUGGGGAACAGACGUGUUUUUGAGUAAUUUUACAAAAUUUCACAAGGUAAUUUUUGGCAGUUCUUAAAUAUUCAGAAACAAACAUCCAAUCUGAAACCAAACAGCAGUUUUGACGGCUCUUUUGAGUUUUUGUGAAGUUUGGAAAGGGGUGAGGGGUGAGGAAUGGCCACUAUUUCUUUACAGCAAGUUCUACGGUUCUGUUUGAUCUAGAAAUGUCAUUGCUAUAGCUUUACACUGUGCCAAAUUACCAGCAGUGUCUUUCAGUAUCAGACUUAGGCCAACAAUACUGCUGAGGCAUUUUGCUUAGAAGUAACCAGAAAGUAUACUUGGGUUAAAUCGGUCAGCUCUACUAGAAAGAGCCUAGCUAGCAAAUGAACUGGAUUGUUUCACAGAGAAAUACUUGCAGACAGAGGUGUGAGUUUGGUAAUCCAUUACUAGAUAAUGAACACUUGUGAACUUUACACACAUACACACACAUCGCAGCUUACCUCAAUUUUUGCUCUGCUUCCUGCAAUAUAUUUUUGUCCUAUAUUUCCGCAGGCACGCUUUAGGUUUAGUAGCCCCCACCUUGCAAUGUGCUACAUUCCUCUGAAACAGUGCGGGUUGAUUUGAUGUAGCAAGCCAGUAUUCUACCAGAGUGAACUCACUUAAAAAGGUGACUUUGUGAAAAAGAGAGAGAGGGACAGAGAAAUAACAGGAGAUGAAAUUUUGUUCUUUACCUGCAGAUUGGAUGCAGGAAAUCUUUGAAGAACAGAAAUGUUUCUUUAAGGCUGCUUUAUUAAGACACAAAUGGUGUGCCCAGUUGAGGAGGAGAAAAAGAAGAUCUGCAUUUGCCCCAGAGUUCAGGCAUCAGAGGGUGACUAAGGCAUUUUCACAAGUGAGAUUAAAGGCACUUCUCACAUAGUUUGUGAAGGGCUGUAAGAGUGUGAGAAUGGAGCAACAUUUCAACUUUUCCAUGAGUUGUGUGCUCUCUACAAAAAGAUGUGCUCGGUUUCAAGUGCACUGUUGGUCUUCCAUUCAUCAUGAUUCUCGUAGCCUUGUAUAUAUUCUGGGCUGGGUGAAAAAGAGCUUGUCUUGCACCACAUAUGUGAGAGAGGGCAGUGGUGGGAGUCAAAUAAUUUAACAACCGGUUGUUUACAAGCACCGUUUUAACAACCGGUUCUGCCGAAGUGGUGCAAACCUGCCGAAUCCCACCACUGAGAGAGGGGUACAUGAUGCUGUCACAUGAUCACCUUGACUGCACGAGAAGCCCUCAUUGUGGACGAUCAAAGAAUGGCUGGCAAUUGUUUUCAAGUCAUUUAUGAAAAUGCUGUAGUUCCUGCAGAUACACUAUGUAGCUUUGCUUAAACUAAAAAGGGAAAGAGGUAUAUGUAAAUGAUAUAUGUGAAGGGUAUAUAUUCUGCAGUGCAGCUAGAAAGGCAGCAGCUGCCCACAUAUGGUAGAGGUGGUGGAAAGUGCCCUCAAGUCACAGCUGACUUACAGCCACCCUGUACGGUUUUCAAGACAAGAGACAAACCGAGGUGGUUUGCCAUUGCGUAGCAACCCUCACUGUCCUUGAUGGUCUCCCAUCCAAGUACUAGGCAGAGCUGACUCUGCUUAGCUUCUGGAAUCUGAUGAGAUUGGGCUAGCCUGGGCCAUCCAGGUCAGUGCCUCAGGAAGAGGGACUGGGCAAAUGUACUUGGUAGAGCUGGUUGCACUGAUGAAACGGCACCUUUUACCUGGUGCCAAGGCCCAUGACAAUAAUCCUAGAAAGUAACUCAAGCCAUGAUGCUGUAGCUGUACUGACAUCAACCUUUUGUACUCUACUCUGUGUUUCUCUUGAUCUUUGUUUCUAAUUAGCAUUUAGCCAGCUAACUAUCUCACAUCUGUUUUGCUGUUAUUAAGAGUCCCAUGUUAAUAUUUAAGAACUACCUUGGAAAAUGGCUUCCUGACCUGUUAAUACACACAACUGAGGUCUAUUGACAGACUUCCAAGUAAGCAUGGCUAAAGCAUGAAUUGCUGUAGAAUGAAACCUAGACAGUGGUAUGUUAUAGAUAGCCUUUUUAGUGGUUUUGGAAAUAACGAACAAGAUUACAAAAAUAAAGUAGGCCCAGUAAUGAGUGCUGUUAGAAAUAAAACUAAUAUAGAUAAUAGAAUAAGGAAAAUCUAAGAUCCUUUUUUUUAAAAAAAAGUAUAUUAAAAUCAUAGAUGCUCCAAAGUUACAGCCUCAUUAUCUUAAUUUCUUUAACGCCUGCUGUUUCAGUAUAAUUCCCUUUUCCAAUUUUGCAUUAAAAUUUUUCUGUAUAGUGGCUGAAGGAAGGUAGUUGCAUGCAGGUUAAAAAUAUGUUGUGACUCUUUUUUUCUUAUUUCUACACACGUUGACUGUAUUUUAAGCUGACACCUCUUCAUAUUUGUGUAUAGGCAAUAUUGUACAAUAUAUGUAUGAACUAGAAUAGAUUGGAAUUAGAUUUAGUGGUUGGUAGCACUGACUCUUUUUGAAUAACCUUGUCUUUCAAUAUAGGGAGAGAAAAAAACAUUCCAAACCUGGGACUUAAACAGCGGAUGAUCAUGCUUUCUAAUUCAAAGAUUUUAUGCUGUUUGAACCUGUAAAUCUAAUCUGUCAUGUUUGCUUGUCUCCUGCAUUGUGUGUUUCCGUUCCUCCCCCAAAUGUCUUUAGGUGGAAGAGUGAGAGUAAACAUGUCCUUGAAUACAAUGUCCAAACUAGAUUUCACAAUGUUUAGAGCUGGCAGCUGAGACCCUGGCUGUUUUUGUGAAUUUCUGAUUCUGCAGUGCUGUGUCUCUCUGGACUAUUCCCAACUACAAAAGGGCAAACAAGUUGGGUUUGUUUAAAAGUGCAUGGAAUAAAAGGGACCCAUCCCCAAACUGCCUAGAAAGAGCUUUUAGUAGAAAAUAUCCAUGAAUCCUUUCAGACUUUUUGACAGGUUGCUACAGUGACAGUUAAUUCCUCUCUUCUUUCUUAUUUUCCUUUUGAACGAGGCAUUUUGAAUCAUGGCCAAAACCUUUAAUUGCAUGGAGGGAGGGAAAUGGAUGUCUUGAAUAUUCAAGCAUGUGUAAACCCUUAUGCACACUUUUACCUUCUGUUCAAUGCAUGAAGUUAGCAAAUCUGCCAAAAAUGCUAUGACCCAAUUGUUAAUCUCAUUUUGCACUGAUUCUGUUAUUUAUUCCUGUACUUAAUUCAUUUAUACCCAGCCUUUCUUCCCAGUGGGAGCACCUUGCUGCUGCUGAAAUACUGAAAAGUGAACAGAUAUUUGGAAUCAGUUUCACUUUUCGGUUCUGAUACCGUUGCAGAGCACUGAAAUAUUUCAAAGCUUGGUUCGUUUCAGGACUUUGUACCCCACCCCAACUUUUUGAAUCACUGUGGGCUCGAUUCACAACAGAUCCUAGGCUUAUUUACUUCAUUUCUACUUUGCCUGUUUUCACAGCAGGGAAUCAGAAUGGCUGACAUAAUUCUCUUUGCCUACAUUUUAUCUGCACCACAACCUUGUGAAGUAGGUUAGGCUGAGAGUAUGGAACUGGCCCAAGGUCAUCCUGUGAUCUUCCAUGGUGAGGAUGUGAGCCUGGGACUCUCAGAUCCCAAUCUGACUCUGAGCACUACACCAUGCUGUCUCUGAAGUUUUGCAUUUUGAGUGGCUGAAAUCUAAAAAGCACCAGUGGGUCUCCUGUACCUAUAGGUCUAUGUCUCCUGAAAAGUGCCCCAAGAAUAGGAACACUCUCUGGAGCCGCAAUCCGCUGAGUGCAAACGUCUGCCGCUUGAAGGAAAAAUCAGGCACAGGAGGUCAACCUUUUGCCUGGUGUUUUCUGGAUGCCUGUAAAUUGAACAAACUGCCUUGGUGGUGGAUCUGCUUUAAAAGCGUUCUCUUUCAUUUUCAAUUCAAAUUAACCAAAGGAGGAAUUGAUUCACUCUCAAAUUGAAAAAUGCUGUCAUCCUUGGCAUCUUUUAUCAAAGCCCUCUUACUCCAACCAUGCAGUAAGUUAUGUAUCUAGCUAAAGUAGUUUCCAGAAGGUACCAGUCUUCUCAUCAGCAUUAUAAUGGGAGAAGCAACACCAGUGUCCACUUUUUCUACAGGGAUGGCCAGAUCCCUGUAGAAUUAAGAAAUUCCCAACAGCUAAGUGAUACCCUUAGAACUGAAGCAGCUGUUCUUUCUUAAAGUUCAGCUGAGGCCUGCUUGUUCUGUCUGCGCAUGGUGUCCAGCUCUAAUCCACAGAGCAAACAACCCUGGGCUUUGGUCCCCCGUUCUCCCCCCCCCCCUGUCUCCCCACUACCACCCACCAUACACACACACUUCCCUCCAUGAGAGAUCUUCAUGCUGAGCCAGAAGACAUUUCCAAAGCCUUUCCAAUCAGUCUAACUUCCAUUUUCUCUUUUGGAGUUUGUAAAGCAAACAUGCUUCUCCCCCCCCCCCCCCCCCCACCUGACUUUUUGCCGCUUCAUUUGCUUUUAAAAAUAAAACUGUGUCUAUUAUGUAAAUUUUAAUACUUCUCCUGGGGAAAUAGUAAACAUGCUUGAACAAACAGCAGAAUAGUUUCCCUCCAAAUCCUAAAAUUGAAUUGUCAAAAGACUUUCACAGUCAGGAUCUUCCUGGCUGUCUUGGGUUUUCCAGGCCGUGUGACCCUGGUCUGGAGGUUUUUGCUCCUAACAUUUCACCUGCAUCUACUGCUGGCAUCUUCAGAGGCAUGGCACAGAGAGAAACUCAUCUUACUAUGAUGUGCCUCUGAAAGUACCAGCCAUAGAUGCAGGCAAAACAUUAGGAACAAAAACUAUCAGACCACAGCCACACAGCCCAGAAAACCCACAACAGCCAGAUCCUAAAACUGUUUGGGGGCUGACUGGCCAUUCCACUUGCAGGGAAAUUUCCCUCUGGACCGCUGCCCUAGACCACUGGUGACCAGGGGCAAACAGGGUUAUGUUCCCCCCAGUCACUCUGUCAUGCUUCAGGGGCCACUUGGCUUGACCCCUUCCACAGCAGUGAUGAUUGGGGUCAGGUCACCAAUUACUUCCUCCCACACUGCUGCUUCUUUGCAGGAACAAGAAGUGGGUGAGCUAAUGCCCAUUGUUGACCCCAUUGUAGGAUCUGGCAAGCCUAAUCCAACAAUGGCCCUGUUAGAUUUGAGUCCAGUCGACCUUGGAGAUCAGCUUAAUUGAGAUAGAGGCUUAACUCUUGAAAGCUUAUACCCAAAAAAUCUUGUUGGUCUCUGCCCUUCUGAAACUAUCUUCACGGCUUGCCCCCAUUAGCGUCUUCAAAAACAGGAGGGAUAGUCUCAUAUCUUCAGGCUCAGAGCUUUGGCAAUGCUUUUUUCCCCUCCCCAUAUUAUUGAUAUGAAAUGAGUGGAAAAUAGAGGCCUGGAGUUGAACUUCCAAGGGCAAAAAUACCUGGAAGAACUCCUUUCAAUGGCCUCCAGGACACAGCUAUUCACACUGCACAACAAGUGCUCUAGAAGUCUGCCAUUGGAGUAGGGAACUGAAUCUCAGUCUCCAGUGCCUCUAAACACCAGAUCACUCUUCCUCUAGAAACUGGGUUGUUUUGGGAGGAUCAUGGAUGAAGCAGAACUCAGCCUGCUAUUCACUCAACCAACAUCUCCCAACUUGGGGCAAGUGGUUGUUGAAGCAAAGUAAAAAAAAAAUCGUGAAUGCUUUCGUUGUAUAUAAUUACACCUUUUUAAUGUUUUUUUAAACACUGGAUCCCCCCUUAAAUGUACUGUUUAAAAAUGUAGGUCUUCAGGCAUAUGAAAUGUCAUAAAUUUAUCUAUAGAAAGAAGUUACAUAUGAUGUCAAGGCAGUUUAGCAUCUCAAUCUAAGCAUGUUUAGUAGUGACCAUGGUAGAUGGCACAAUAACUUUUUUAUGAAACUGAUUUUAAGUUAGUUUAUUACAUACUAUUUAAUAAUUUUUUGAAAAUGAAGAAAUAUUUUUCUUUAAACACCAAAAAUGCUGUAUGUUUUUUAACAGAUUAUAUAAUUUAACCUUUUUUAAAACAAAAAAAAAUGUUUUAUGCUCUUGGUAUGAUACGUCUGUAUUCUUUUUUUCUCAACCCAAAGAAAGUUUGUCACCUUUGAAGUUCCAUUGAGGUGAUUGGGAUAUGUUUAUACCAAACUGAUUCGUCCCAUUCAUUUCAGUGGAAUUUGAGCACCACUCACUUUCUCUGGAUUGGCGCCUUACUGGUUUAGUGUUCCAUGUUAAAUUUUAUCAACCUGUGUUUCUUUUCUCCUCCCCCACAAAUGAAAAAAAAAAGUGUAUGUAAAUAGCUGCCAGGAAAUAGUCCUAUAGAAAUUCCACUUGAAACUGUCAUUGUUAUAAUUACGUUAUAAGAUUGUUAAGAAUAUUUGCGGUUGUUCAUGACAUUUCUGCUAAAAUCUACGAUCUAAGCUAUUUCUCAAAGGAACUGAUGCUGUAUUUUCAAGAUGAAAACAGCUACUUAGCAAAUUUGUCAUAAUCCUGUAUUCUGUAAACAACAAAUCUCUUUUUUAAUAUAAAGAUGUCUAAAUAGGCUUACAAGCAAUGAUAUGUUCGUUUUUUGGGGGGGUGAGUGAAGGUUGUUAUGUGAUGAUAAGACAACAUCCUGGGACGCAAUAUGUGAGAACAGAUUUCAUUCUUGGGAUUGAAGUCUGCUCUGACCGGGCCAUCUUGACAUUAUUUAGUUUGGGUAUCCGUAACUGUAAGUGUGCCCCAGUCAAGUGAGCUGCAAUUCCCAGGGUUGUAUCAGGCUUGGGGAAAUAUUGUGACGAGGACGGAUUAAAUACCCCCUGUCCUUGCAUAACAAAAAUAGGAGGGCUUGCCCUGGGUUUGUAUAAAGGGGAAAGGACUGCGGUCCUAUUCACAGAACUCCCCACAUGUCGUGCAGCAGAGCCCUUAUUUGUGCACCCUGUAAGAUUUCUGUCGCCAACUUUCAUGCGACAGUUGCCAGAUUUCGACAGCACAUAAAUGUGCCAUGGAGAGAAACGCCUCUUACCGUGACAUGCCUCUGAAGAUGCCAGCCAUCAAUGCGAGCAACAUAUUGAGCACAAAAACGACCAUACCACAGCCAUACAGCCCGGAAAACCCACAACAGCCAGAAUAUAAAUAGGUCAGCUCUCCAUAUUUUCAGAUGCUUGCUUAGCAUUUUCCACUGUCCUUUCUAGCAUUACCAGGGCUAUAUAUUUUGAAACGGACGACUACUCUGCUCUCUAGUGGCGAGCGAGGCAAAUACAUCUCAUUGGAUGAAAGAUGUUCAUGAGCGGUUAUGGCACUCCAGAUGUUCAUGCCAUGCUGGCAGGGGCUGAUGGGAAUUGUAGUCCAUGAACAUCUGGAGUGCCAUAGGUUCGCCACCAAGGGGUUACGCCAUAGCAGGGGCAUAUAUGCACCUUCAUAAACGUACGAGCACGAUUCACUAGACAAAUCAAUGAAAAAUCAAGCUGCUCUAUUGAAUGCCCACAUAAACGACAAAUAAUACUGACACUCUUUAAAAGCAAAUAUAUUGGAGAUGCCAGGAAUUGAACCUGGGACUCAGUGGUGGGAUUCAGCAGGUUCACACCACUUUGGCAGAACCGGUUGUUAAAAUGGUGCUUGUAAACAAACAGUUGUUAAAUUAUUGAAAUCCCACCACCGGAACCGGUUAUUAAAUUAUUUGAAUCCCACCACUGCUGGAACUUGAUGCAGGCAUAAUAGAUGCUAUGAACUGUGGCCCCUUUACAAAGAAAGGGAUUCCCAUACAAGCAGAGUACAUUUGCUUAGCAAGAUGAUAUGUCCAGAUCUUCAGCAAGCAAAUGUUGAAACAAGGCUCCCAAAACAAGACUACCUCUUAAACACAGUCUGUUGACAUAUGUGAAAGCAGAGCAUGGUUCUGGUAUGACAUUCUAAUUUUGAUCCACGCCUUUUGGCAAACUUUCAGUAAUCCAAUCUGUCCAACAUACAAUGUCUUAUCAAUCCCUCUUUUUCCAGUGCUUCUCGGACAACGACCCAA
Sphaerodactylus townsendi is the source of this 9668-nucleotide messenger RNA. RefSeq names its product regulating synaptic membrane exocytosis 4 (gene RIMS4). Gene Ontology annotation, biological process: positive regulation of synaptic transmission; calcium ion-regulated exocytosis of neurotransmitter; regulation of membrane potential. Lineage: Eukaryota; Metazoa; Chordata; Lepidosauria; Squamata; Sphaerodactylidae. Bases 573 to 1382 code for a protein of 269 amino acids. The record is from RefSeq and is a predicted model, not a curated record. Gene Ontology annotation, cellular component: cytoskeleton of presynaptic active zone; presynaptic membrane. The transcript has 6 exons. Gene Ontology annotation, molecular function: small GTPase binding; transmembrane transporter binding.